AUGGCCUCAUUCAAGGAAUUGUCCCUUUCCCGUCCGCUCCCCCAACAUAACCCCCGCCACCAUUCCCACUCCAUCUCCCUCGGUGCCGUGAACUCCAACUUCCGGGUGACUCGCCGCAAGAGCGUUACUACUGCCGCCGCCGCAAAUGCUGCCGCUGCGGCGGUCGCGGCGUCUAUGAAAGAGGCUCCUGGCGAUGGGACGGGGAUUACGAUGCCCUCCCAUCGGCGCGGGAGCCGGAAGGGCUUAGAGUCCAGCUCGGUCGGAGCCCCCUCCGGUUUCGGCUCUUAUCUUUCACGAAGCAUGAACAGUCCCAGCCAAGAACCGCCGGUCGCUCGCAAGACGUCACCCAACCAGGCCAACGAUGGAUCGUCAACGGGCCCAACAAAUGCAGAUGCCAAUAACCCGAAUUCCAAGCCGGUCAGCACUAAGAACCGAAACAGACGGGCCAGCGAAGGAUCGCACCUGGUCAAAGGCGAAGGGAAGCGUGCCAUGGCAGAACUUCGCUGCGAUCGUUGCGGGAAAGGGUAUAAGCAUGGCAGCUGCUUGUCCAAGCAUAUGUGGGAACACGACCCUGCAUGGGCAAUUACCUCGAAGCUUUUGAUCUCCAAACAUCAGCAGGUCCAGUUGCUGGAGGCUGCCUCCGUUCUGGUCACCAUGACUCAGGAUGAUCCGGAGGAGAACGGAGAGGCCGAGUCGGAUCUUUCUUCCGCGUCACCAGAUGCGUCGUCGGAGCUUCGGGACGGCCUCAGCUCAGCUGAGACGACCCCGCCUCCGAUGGACGAAGAUGAUGACGAUGACGACGAAGAUAUGUCUAUCGAACCGGCGACGAUGGACAAGCGGUACAGCGCUGGCAACCUGUCAGCCCACUUCUCCCAUUCCUACCAGUCCGGUCCCUCGAGCUCCUUCACCAGCAGUGCCCCAUGGGCGUCACCAGCGUUUUCGCACUUCCGCCAUUCCAGCAUCGACACCCGCCCCUCCACCGCCGAAGCCAAGCUGCACGAAGACGAUGAGGCCGACUUGGCGGCUGCCAUCGGACUUUGCAACUUUGGAACCCCGCGCAUGGGGCCACAGCAAAUGUCUCCGAGCGUGCCACCGGUGCCUCCACUCCCUACCCGCUACUUGGAUCAAGCCAGCUCCGUCGACAAUCAGGGCCGUAGCCUGGAUCAAUCGAGAACAGGUGCUACCGAUGCGGCUUUCUCCAGCACCACACCGAACUUCCUCUCGCUGUCAUUUAACCCCUCCUUGUCUUAUAAGGUGUCCGACGAGCGAGAAGUGAGAACCGGCAAUGCUGACCGUGCCAAGCGGCAGCACCGCAACGCGGACGUCGACUUCGGAAGCCGGCCUACACAGGCCGAUGAUGAUGACGAUGGCGUCUUUGGCCGAAUGGAAGAGUAG
This is a messenger RNA of Aspergillus niger, 1395 nucleotides long. RefSeq lists its product as uncharacterized. Bases 1 to 1395 code for a protein of 464 amino acids. The record is from RefSeq and is a predicted model, not a curated record. The transcript is spliced from 3 exons. NCBI's taxonomy places the organism in Eukaryota, Fungi, Ascomycota, Eurotiomycetes, Eurotiales, Aspergillaceae.